AUGGAAAUGUUUACAGAUAACUCUUCUGAAGAUGGAGAAAGUGUUGAUAUUUCUAUAGAAUCCGACUGCGACGAGUUCACUGAUGAUUCAGAGUUAUUAUGCUGGGGUAAAGAUACUGACUACGAUGAUACUUCCAAAGCUAAGAGGCCAAACACUUGUAUUGAUGACUCGGAUAUCAGCCUGAUAUGUUCCACUUUUCGCUCAUACCGCCGCAUAAGAAAAUAUGAGGUGAAUCUCCAUGACUUCAACUUGGGUAAGGAAGAGUUGAAUGUUUCAGGUGAAAGCAAUGCUGUAGCUUUCAAUGAUCCAGAAACCACUGAGUUUAGCAAAGACGAUGCCCCGAUCGACUUAGGCUCCAACAGUCAAUCAAGCCCUUCGGAAAGUAGCCCUCCAAUCCUUCGUGAUAAUACAAAGGGUUGCAAAAUGUCAAGAAAGUCACCAAAGGAAUUCUUCACGCUAAUUGGUGCUUUGAUGGAAGAUUUGAAUGCUGAUUCAAAAAUACCUCCAUCUGAAGUGAAAAGCUUGUACCACAUUGGUGCACAUUACGUGGGUGCCAUCGCUGAGGACGUACUGUCACUCUUGACUCUAGCAUUUACCACUUGUAAGCAGUUCACAACAGAGCUAAGACGGCUUGCAGCAUUAGCUACCCGAGCAAUUCUGCUUCUCAACAAUGAGGAGCAAUCUGUCGAGGAAUAUGGACUUCAGGCAUUUCAUGAGCAAGUGAGACAGAGCUAUAUGGGCUGUGAAAAACUCUUGAGAGACAUCCAGCUCCUCAAAGCUGACGUUGACGUUAAACGAACUUUUUGGCAUAACAACACAUCUGAAACAAUUGACCUUGUGCAUGAAGUUUGUCAAGUUGACACUCUGGUAGAACGGAUUUACCAGCAUUACUUAUCAGGAGUUGACGAAUUGGAUUUUAAGGAGCCAUGGUUACAGUUUCCCCAAUAUCGUUCUUAUAAUAACGCCAUCAAAUUUUUACUUUCUGAGGAGCCCCAUUGUAUGAUGGAUGGUUUGGAACUUGAUAUGGCGCAAGUGCUGGUUGAUUUGAGGGAGUUGGAAGAAAGCGUUAAAGUUCUAAUGGAAGGACAUGAAGGAAAGCUUUAUUGA
Candidozyma haemuli is the source of this 1107-nucleotide messenger RNA. RefSeq lists its product as uncharacterized. Bases 1 to 1107 code for a protein of 368 amino acids. The transcript is spliced from 2 exons. The record is from RefSeq and is a predicted model, not a curated record. NCBI's taxonomy places the organism in Eukaryota, Fungi, Ascomycota, Pichiomycetes, Serinales, Metschnikowiaceae.